Molecule: messenger RNA, 867 nt
Organism: Penicillium riverlandense
Lineage: Eukaryota; Fungi; Ascomycota; Eurotiomycetes; Eurotiales; Aspergillaceae
Product: class II fructose-bisphosphate aldolase
Exons: 3
Coding region: 1-867 (288 amino acids)
Biological process (GO): carbohydrate metabolic process
Molecular function (GO): zinc ion binding; aldehyde-lyase activity
Source: RefSeq, a predicted model, not a curated record
AUGAAAUUUCCAGAAGAAAAUCGGACUUGGCAGAUUAUCCAUACUGCUAGAAAAGGGGGCUACGCCGUUGGUGGAUUUUGCGUGUAUAAUGUAGAAGGCGUGCUGGCCGUGAUUCGAGCCGCCGAGCGAUGUCGUUCUCCGGCCGUGAUUCAACUCUUCCCUUGGUCUAUACACUUCCAAGGCCCUCCAUUUGUCAAAUACGUCUCUGAAAUGGCGCGAGCAGCCUCAGUCCCCAUAUCUGUUCAUCUCGACCACUGCCUCAAGCCUAGGGACGCCGAUCUUGCUCUUGAGUGCGCUUUCGAUUCUAUCAUGGUAGAUGGCUCAAUGUUUGAGGAAGAAGAGAACAUCAAGUAUGUCCGCUCCGUUGUUGACCGUGCUCGUGUCAAAAAUAUCACCAUUGAGGCAGAACUUGGACGCAUGGAAGGUGGCGAAGACGGUAUUCCCUUCCUAGACCUCGAGAGUGUCUUGACGAAGCCCGAACACGCAGCACGAUUCAUUAGGGAGACUGGCACCCAUUACCUAGCUCCGAGCUUUGGUAACGUCCACGGCCCAUAUGGGCCAGGAGGCGCCGAGAAGUAUUGGCAGCUGGAUAGACUUGAAAAAAUCCACAAAGUGGUCGGCACCGACGUUCCCCUCGUUCUUCAUGGAACGCACCCUCUUUCAGACGAGCUCGUCCAGCAAUCCAUAAAACAAGGCAUGGUCAAGAUCAACCAGAAUAGAAAUGUGCGGCUUGAUUUUCAUCGGUACAUCGAAGGAAAUUGCUCCAAAGUCGACCUCACGGUCCUGCAGUCUCAGGGGGUUGAAGUUUACAGCAAGGAGAUUGAACGCAUGAUGGUGGAAGUUUUCAAGUCUGCAAAUAAAGCAUAG